AUGGCAAUCUUCGGCCUCUGGGUUAUUAACAAAGCUGGAGGUCUCAUCUAUCAGCGGAAUAUUGGAGAUGGUCUCCCUAAUCUAACCUCCAAUGAAUACCUCGUCCUCGCCGGUACUCUACACGGUAUUCACGCCAUCACAAGUCGUCUGUCUCCUACCGGGUCUAGCUCCGGCGCGCAUGUCAUCUCUGGUGAGACCUUCAAGAUGACGAUCCUACUAACUGCGACGGGCACCAAGUUCGUUAUCCUCACUUCGCCGGUAGAGCCCACUGCAGAGUCGAUGCUUCAGAAAGUGUACGAGCUGUACGCAGAUGCAGUGAUGAAGAACCCUUUCCACACCCCAGAGAUGCCCAUCCGGAGCGAAGGAUUCGAUACAAAAAUUACUGCUCUGUUGGGGACUUCAUGA
Messenger RNA from Sparassis crispa, 405 nucleotides. RefSeq names its product Transport protein particle subunit trs23. Bases 1 to 405 code for a protein of 134 amino acids. The transcript is spliced from 4 exons. Gene Ontology annotation, biological process: endoplasmic reticulum to Golgi vesicle-mediated transport. Lineage: Eukaryota; Fungi; Basidiomycota; Agaricomycetes; Polyporales; Sparassidaceae. Gene Ontology annotation, cellular component: TRAPP complex. The record is from RefSeq and is a predicted model, not a curated record.